UCAGCCAAAUGUAAUGGGGAAGUUCUGAACCACAAAACUACAAAGAAAAGUUGCGCAGGCCACACUUUAGCAGCUUAGAAAUGAUAUGCAAACUUAGUUUGUUUUUGUUUUUUGGGGGAGGUAGACAUCCCUGACCAGUGUUUCUCUCCUGAGAGCCGCGCACAAGGCAACAUGCACUAUCAUGGGAAUAUGUUGGUGGAACAUGUAGACUGAGACACUCACAAAGAGGCUAAAAAAUCUAUUAUUCUCCCGGACGGUCAGCGCAGCCUUCCGCUUGACUGAUAACGAUGGCCUUGGAGGCAGACGGCGACAGAGGUUCAUCAAGAAGCGCUCAUGAAAAAUAUCCCCGGGCAGCGUUGGAGCGCAACGGCUACGUGAAGACAUGUGUCACCCCGUUGUACCAGGACGCACGGAGCCAGUCGUGGCUGAGACUCGCCGUGACAUGGACUUGCCGAAGAGUGUCGUCUGCGGUCUGCGUUGCCUCCAUCUCCGUUAUUCUCGCUCUGCUGCUCAGAUUGGUCGACUGGGAUGCAGGCAGCAGCAGCAGCAACGGAAAUAGCAGCGGCUCUCCUCUUCAUUUAGCGGCGGGCUGCGCUGUGGAGCUGCUUUUGACUGCGUGUUAUUGCGUCUCUCCUGUUUUCACACUCGUAUGUGCCUUCUUCUGGGUCGGGCUCUAUCUGAUUCGCUGCGGGGUGCUCGUCCGUACCGCCGUGUUCCUCUUAGCGGUGUGCCAUUUGGGCGAAGCUGCGGCGCAGUCCCUCCUGCGCGGCGCCGAGGAGCAGCUGUUGUCCUUCCCCGCAACCCUGGUAGUCCUCGGCUGCCUGGGCAGCGGGGCUCUGCUGGUCGUCCGGCUGGGUCAGGGAGUGUCCAUCCUCGUCUUCAUUAGCCUCAUCCGGGCCGUCUCCCUCGUCUCUCUGAGCAGGGUCCGGGCCAGUUGGAGACCCUACCUGGCCUACCUGCUGGGGCUGCUGGGGGUUUUGCUUGCGAGGUAUGCUGACCGGCUCUUGCCGGCCUCAGGGACCAGCGGGACGGGGUGCUGUGGCUCUGUGACCGGGGCGAAGGAGGAGGACAUCCCUGUCUUCAAAAGGAGACGGAGGUCCAGCUCCACAGUGGCCUCGGAAAUGAUGGCUCACAGUCAGAGCAACAGCAAGUCCCACCGCAGGACUUCGCUGCCUUGCAUUCCGCGGGACCAGAUUAUGGGCCAACCAGACUGGGACUACAAGAGAGCUCUGAGCAGAUCCCAGUCUUCAGGCACCAGUGUGGUGGUGGACAUCGCAGUGAUGGGUGAAGCCCACGGUUUGAUCUCAGACCUGCUGGCAGAUCCAUCACUGCCCCCGAACACCUGCAGCUCUCUGAAGGCUGUCAGCAACCUCCUCAGCACCCAGAUCAGCCUCCAGCCACUGCACCGGCCUCGCAUCCCAGCAGACCCACACACCUGCUCGGACUCUGAGGACGGGCCGGAGAAAGUGGAAAGAUUGGCCAUUCCAAAGCGUCUCAGGCGGAGUCUGCCCCCAGGAUUGCUGAGGAGAAUUUCAUCGACUUGGACCACAACCACCUCAGCUACGGGGCUGCCUACCAUUGAGCCGGGCCCUGUGCGCAGAGACCGCUCAGCCAGCAUCAAACACACUCCAGACAGUGAACUGUGGGGCAACUCGGUGAUGAUGACCAUCUCAAAGAGUCGAUCCAUGUCGGCCUCCUGUGCUCCCUCCGUCACGUCCAACCACCUCUACAGCAAACCACUGGGAAGACUGGGUUUACCCCCCUCCAACAUAUCACCUCUGGGCUCUCCGUGCCCGUCCCCUCCCGUCCAGGGCACGCCUGUCUCUAGCCCGACAAUAAAGACUUGUUCAGUGCAGCUUCCUGAGCCGGCUGGGCCGCUAACAGAGCGGCUACCUGCCUCUGUGGCCCCCAAGAGCCAUCACAGAGCCUUAACUCACAGCCAGAGCGCCCCGAGCUCCACCACCACUCACUGGCGGCCUCCAUCGCUCUGCGGCAGCUGUGGCAGGCCGUUCGGAAGUCGACUAAACCAUGGGGUAGAAUCUGUUGACAAAGGAGACAGAAUACCACAUCCAGAUGAGCGUGCAGUGGCUUCAUCAGACUAUGACAGCACCUACGACAGCACCUAUGAGACCAACCACAGUGACAGCAGCGACUUUGCACAGAAUGAAGAGGAGGGAGAAGGAGGCAAGAAGCUGCCUGAAGCGAGGGAGUUUCCAGCAGAUGUCAUCGUUCUCCACCCGCUCCUGCCAUCACCAGAGGACAAGCCAAUCCUGGCCUCAGAGGCCCCCGUAACGCCAGCACUGGAGCCUCUGAUGAGUCAACUCGUCAGCUGGAACUUCCCCAUUUUCAGUCUUGUGGAGAAGACUCAUGGUAAAACGGGCUGCAUUCUCAGCCAGGUUUCUUAUCGGCUCUUUGAGGAUACGGGUCUGUUUGAGACCUUCAGGAUUCCUGUACAGGAGUUCAUGAACUACUUCCACGCUUUGGAGAACGGAUACAGGGACAUCCCUUAUCACAACCGGGUCCAUGCCACUGAUGUGCUACACGCUGUCUGGUACCUCACCACUCAGCCUGUACCAGGCCUGCCCACCCUGCUGACGGAAAACGGAAUACACACUGACUCAGAAAAUGGUAUCACGCCUGGUGCCACAGGCUUCCUGUUGUCCAAGAUGCACUCUGUGCUGGAAGAAGGCUAUGGCUCCCUGGCUGGUCUAAUUCCAGGCCUGGAGCUCAUGGCUCUGUAUGUAGCUGCUGCCAUGCAUGACUAUGACCACCCUGGAAGAACCAACGCCUUCCUAGUAGCGACCAGUGCACCACAGGCUCUUCUAUACAAUGACAGAUCAGUCUUGGAAAACCAUCACGCAGCUUCAGCCUGGAAUCUCUUCAUGUCUCGACCCGAGUAUAACUUCCUGGUUAACCUUGAACACGUGGAGUUCAAGCGCUUCCGCUUCCUCGUCAUUGAAGCUAUUCUGGCCACUGACCUCAAAAAGCACUUUGAUUUCCUUGCAGAGUUCAAUGCAAAAGUGGGUGAUGAAGGAGUGUCUGGUAUUGAUUGGACCAAUGAAAAUGACCGAUUGCUGGUGUGCCAGAUGUGCAUAAAGCUGGCUGAUGUCAACGGACCGCUGAAGUGUAAAGAGCUGCACCUGCAAUGGACGGAGGGGAUCGUCAAUGAAUUCUACGAGCAGGGUGAUGAAGAGGCUAGCCUGGGCCUUCCCAUCAGCCCAUUCAUGGACCGUUCUGCUCCGCAACUCGCUAAACUACAGGAGUCAUUCAUUACUCACAUAGUGGGACCGCUGUGCUCCUCCUACGACUCCGCUGCUCUGAUGCCGGGACGCUGGGUCGACCCAUCCGAGGGGGAGCUGGAGCCAGAAGUGGAGAAGGCAGGACAAGAUACAGAGGACGAAGAGGAGGAUUUGGCGGAUGAGGAUGCAUCGACAAGUUCUGACAACUCCCAGCGACGAGAAACCAAAAAGGUGAGCAGGAGGAAAGUGUUUUGCCAGAUCACACAGCAUCUUUUGGAAAACCAUGAAAUGUGGAAAAGAGUGAUUGCUGCAGAAGCCCCGGAGGAGGCCCAGGAAGAGAAUCCAAACUGCAUCAGCAACCCCACCGAUCCAAUCACAGCCAUUCAUGAAGAAGAGGAGGAGCAAGCAAGCAAAGAGGAGGAGUUGACUGAUGACCUCGAUGAAAGGGAAGAGGUACCGGCUAUCGAGGAAGAGGAAAUCCUUCCCCAAUCAGAGACUUCAGGAGAAAAAGAGGAAGAGCCAGAGUGAUAUUACAAACUUUGACCUCCUCAUAAGCCAGGAACGUUGUCUAAAAAUGUUUUGUUUCUUUCCUAACUAAACUCUUGAUAUGGUAGCCAGCACAUCACUUUGACACAACACUGUAGAAGAUGUUUUGGGUAAAAUGUGCCUAAUAAAAACAGGGUUGAGGACAGGGAUGACCCCAGUGCAUCUGACCAGGAGACAGGUGAUAGGAGAUAAAGAUGAAUGGAGAAGCUGAGAAUGAAUAUGGACUGUAUUUGUUUCUCUUUUAGUAUUUCUUUUGGUCUGGAUCUGACACCCUGCACCUCACCCAGACUGCCCAUCCUGCACUUUGGGCCAACCACCCUGAUUCACAAAAUUCACUCCACCAGAGAGUAAAACACUGUCACAGACCCCGCUCUUCAUUCUUCCUGUUGCUCCCAAGAUAUCAACACACUGUGGAGCCGCCCAGCUGGUUAAGGAUGUGCAACAAGCCCCUUCUCCUUGAAGACAAUGGGAUGAAAGACAGGGAAAAAGCUGUGUCCACUAAGUGUAUUCCAGAAGGAAGUUGAAAAAAUAAUUCAGAGGUAGUGCAUUGUGUACUCAGAAAUACACCCACACAAGCUGCAAACACAAACACACACACAAACAUACACACUCACACUCACACACACACACACACACACACACACACACACACACACACACACACACACACACACACACACACACACACACAGUGCUGUAGCAGGAACACAUUCCUCGCUUGGAACAGAAAAGAAGUUUCACAAAGAACCCUUGUGCUCUAAAAGCUUUAUUCUCGAGGAAAAAGACAUACAAAACAAUGUUUUGUUCAUAUCAAACAAUGUUAGUCGGCGCUCGUUUUCUCCCUGUCCUUUAUUAGUCGGUUCAACACACUAACAUGUUUCCAGACUGCACAACUCAGGAAGACAGAAACUUGUAGAGAAACAGAAGCAAAAAGGACUUUGAGCAUCCUUUUUCCUUUUACUUGCUGCCGCUUCUGGUUCCCUUCAAAAAAGGAACCACAAGGGAAAGAACACACGUUAAUGUUAUUCACUUUGAAACUGACUUACAAGAUACAUAACUAGGUAAUAACGUGAUGUGUUUUCAUUUUUCUUUUUCUCCCCUACAACUUUGUAAGGACUAUUAAGGAUGUUUUUGCCUUUACAUUUUUUGACUGCAUAUGCAGUUUUCCUCAGAGACGUCUUCCUACAUGCUGAUGACGUGUCUUUUAUCAGGUGAGCGGUCUGACAGAUCUGUCACAAUCUGUCAGGUUGGCUACACCCCCCACUUUCUGACAGUCUCUGAAAGACGGAAUCCCAGGUGUGCAAGAGGGUGUAAUCCCCGUGUCCCUGUUUAUGGAAUCGUUGCCCCACUUCCGAUAUUAAUGGCCUCUGUUAUCCACCGUUUACUGAAACCUUUCCACUGUGAUCAACAGAAACCCACUUUUAGUUUUAAAAACAUGAAACGAACCAAUUAAUGAAAUAAAAAUACACGUGUAUAAAUAAUGCCACUGCAAGUCACCUUUUGCAAAAAGUAGUUCCUGUAAGGAUGAGUCUUAGUGUUACUGAGUAUUCUUAAAGUGUUUUUUGGAUUAAACAAUAAUGAAAUAGUUUGGCCUGAUAUCAGCCCCCUCAACUAUGGAUGAAAGAGGCCUUUGAGACCAGGAAGCAGGUCAAUGAUUCUGAUGAGGCUUACACCCUCUCACACUCCUGGGAUUCCAUCCUCCAUAGACCUUCAGACAGCGGGGGGCAUGGCCAGCCUGACAGAUUGUGACAGAUCUGUCAGGCUGGUCAGCUGAUAAGAGACACGUCAUUAACACAUCGGAUGACGCUUCUGAGGAAGACUGCAGACAGUCGAAACAUGUAAAGGCAAAAACAUCCUUACAAAUCCUUACAAAGUUGUUUGAUGAAAAGAAAAUCCUAACCUAAUGAAAAGACAACAAAAUGAACACAA
Molecule: messenger RNA, 5714 nt
Organism: Acanthochromis polyacanthus (spiny chromis)
Lineage: Eukaryota; Metazoa; Chordata; Actinopteri; Pomacentridae
Product: cGMP-inhibited 3',5'-cyclic phosphodiesterase 3A-like
Exons: 16
Coding region: 288-3767 (1159 amino acids)
Biological process (GO): positive regulation of oocyte development; oocyte maturation
Cellular component (GO): cytosol
Molecular function (GO): 3',5'-cyclic-AMP phosphodiesterase activity
Source: RefSeq, a predicted model, not a curated record